Molecule: messenger RNA, 2571 nt
Organism: Lachnellula hyalina
Lineage: Eukaryota; Fungi; Ascomycota; Leotiomycetes; Helotiales; Lachnaceae
Gene: GYP7
Product: GTPase-activating protein
Exons: 4
Coding region: 1-2571 (856 amino acids)
Biological process (GO): activation of GTPase activity
Molecular function (GO): GTPase activator activity
Source: RefSeq, a predicted model, not a curated record
AUGACGUCGUCUUCGGACCCCGCACCACCACGAGCAGCAUCGCCGUCCAACUCGUUUUAUGCCUUGAGCGACGACGAGGAAGGCGAUUACAAUACCAUCACACAUACAGCUACUGGUCGAGGGGUGAAGCUUCUAUACUCAAAGAGCAAGGCAAGCCAAGCCACCUUGCCCAAAGACAACAUCCCCGGGUACAUUGCCCUCCUACAACAAAAACCACCACCAUCCUCCCGUCCCUCAUCCUCCUCCUCUUCCUCGGCCCGCGCGAAAGCAGCCUCUUCCCUUCUUCUAGCCUGGCUCCCCGAAUCCUCCCUGGGCGAUGCCCUCAACACCUAUGUCAAAGUAGAUCUCUCCGAAGGCGACUCUCCCCCAAAGCAAUCAUACCUCGUCCCUCCACCACCCACAACCACAGCCCAUUCUUCCUCCAUCGGGCACUAUGCGUUCGCUAUACCAGUCUCCGCAAUCUACAGCCUGCUGGUGCGGCCGCCGAGCUUGGGAUGGUGGUUUGGUAGUGUGAUCAUAAAUACCCGGGCAGGUGACAGCUUCCCCGCCCUGUUCUUCCAUGACUCGGAAUGCCAAAGUACAAUGUUGCAGAAGAAGAAGAGGACGAGGGAGAGCUUUGAUCCGUUCGGAGCUAAUGGGGAGAUGUUUUGGGGAGGGGAUGAGGUGCUCAGGUGGCUGCGGCGAUACGUUGCUAUAGAAAAAAGUGGCGCGGAGCCAAACAUUUACCUUGUGGAGCCGAGUAUGGAAGAUAAAGAGGCUUUUGGUGGCAAGCCUGUUACGGCCGCUGUGGUCAGGCGGCCGAGUAGCAGCGGGGCUGCUGUUGGGGGUGCGGCUGGGUCUGGAUCUGGGUCUGGUUUGAGAAGAGAUGCGAGUAUGGAUCCUGUGAUGAAAUUUGUAAAGGAGACGGGGUGGAAUUUGAUGGAGAAGUUUAGUAAGGUUACGACAUUCACGAGACGGACAGCAGAUUCUGUGAUCGAUAAUCCGAAGAUUCCCCCGCAAGUUAGAAGAUUGUUAAAAAAUCCCGAGGUUCAGACAUUGCAGGAUGAAUUCGACAGUGCCAGGAUUUAUUUGGCCAGGUGGGCAAUGGGUAUCGCGGAACAAAGUGAACGAGAUAGGAACCAACGAAUCUGGACCGCAAGAGACGUUUUGGAGAUGGAGGAGACAGAUGUGGGAGAGUUCGAGCUACUGGAUACUGAAAUUGCAGGGCUAAGUCUGAAGGAGCUGAGGAAGACGGUCACGAUGAAGGAGUGGAACAGCUACUUUGACCAAAGAACUGGCCGACUUCAAGUUACGGCUGAUGAGGUGAAGGAGAGGAUCUUUCAUGGUGGUCUUGAUGCCGAAGACGGUGUUCGUAAAGAGGCAUGGCUUUUUCUUCUCGGGAUCUACGAGUGGGAUUCCUCGGCCGAUGAGCGAAAAGCAGAAUUGGCCAGCCUCCGGGAUGAAUACGUAAAGUUGAAAGGAGCUUGGUGGGAUCGACUGAUAGACCUUGGUGGAGAAGGAGAAGAAGGUGAAUGGUGGCGCGAGCAAAAGGGAAGAAUAGUCCCAUUCCUUGGGGUCUACGGAACAGAGAAAGACGUUCACCGCACAGAUCGCGCAAUUCCACUCUUCGCGGGCGAAGAUACCCCUCAUCCAGAUCCAUCCUCUCCUUUCGCCGAUGUAGGGACCAACGUCCAUCUCGAACAGAUGAAAGAUAUGCUGCUCACUUAUAAUGAAUACAACCGCGACCUGGGAUACGUUCAAGGCAUGUCUGAUCUUCUCGCCCCCAUUUACGCUGUCACACAAGAUGAUGCCAUAGCUUUCUGGGGCUUCCAGCACUUCAUGGACCGUAUGGAACGGAACUUCCUUCGGGAUCAAUCCGGAAUGCGAAAACAGCUUCUUACCCUAGACCACCUUGUGCAGCUCAUGGACCCGAAGCUCUACCUUCACCUACAGAGCGCCGAUUCCACAAACUUCUUUUUCUUCUUCCGGAUGCUUCUUGUUUGGUUCAAGCGCGAGUUUCAGUGGCUAGAUAUCCUACAUUUGUGGGAGGUACUGUGGACGGAUUAUAUGUCAAGCAACUUCCAUCUGUUUAUUGCGCUGGCGAUACUAGAAAAGCAUCGGGAUGUUAUUAUGGAGCAUCUGAAACAUUUCGACGAAGUGCUGAAAUAUGUCAACGAACUUUCCGCAACGAUAGAUCUAGAGUCGACUCUCAUCAGAGCCGAAGCGCUCUUCCGCCGUUUCCAACGCACCGUCGAGGCAAUUGACAAAAAAUCCAAUUUCCCAGCCCCUAAAAUCCGCCAACGCAUCUCGACUACCAAACCCACCUCCCCUAGUUCAUCCACGGCCAAUGCCAACACGUCCUCCGUUGACACAGUAUCUGCAAGCGGUACCAAUUCUAGCUCCCUAGGCCAAAGUUCAACCCAAGCGCAAGGAGCAGAUAAAGGCAAAGGCCGACAGAGUGGGGAGUUGGAGGACCAGAGACCAAAGAUUAUCUCUCCGGAGUUGAGGGAGUUGUUAAGUCGCAAGGUGGAGGUUCUGCCAAGGAAGGUUGUUAGGAAGGAGGGGGAGGGGUUGAGUAGUUUGAAGAGAUGA